Molecule: messenger RNA, 435 nt
Organism: Eruca vesicaria subsp. sativa (arugula)
Lineage: Eukaryota; Viridiplantae; Streptophyta; Magnoliopsida; Brassicales; Brassicaceae
Source: the annotation of a GenBank genome assembly
AUGUCGUUUUGCCGUCUGAAAAUCAAUUCAUGUUCCCCCGACUCUCUCUCUCUCUCGACGGCCAAAGAGUUCGACAGAGAUCGUCCUCCCAUUUCAUCCCAAUUUCAUAAUCCUCUCAGAUAUUUCGCUCCCUCGACACCGAUCCGUUGUCUCACCGAAAGCUUCCUGUGUGAAGACCAAUUUGAUACGAUUAAUCUAUCUGAUAAUGAGAUAGUUAAGCUAGAAAACUUUCCACUCCUCAACCGCUUGGGAACUUUGAUCAUUAAUAAUAAUAGGAACACCCGGAUAAAUCCUAAUAUUAGAGAGUUCCUGCCGAAGCUGCACACAUUGGUUCUUACCAAUAACAUGCUUGUGAAUUUGGUUGAAAUUGAUCCCCUUGCCUCCAUUCCAAAGCUCCAGUACCUUAGUUUAUUGCCAGACUUGAACAGGCUUUGA